AGUGGUUCGAUAUACAGUGCUCUCUAUUACGGUGCGGAGGUGAUUACAUGUUCAAAAAAAAUGUGUAAAAUAGCAAAAAUUUUCUUCCUAAUGGCGUUUGCUCUUUUGUUUUAUAAUAUAGUGAAUUUUCUCAGAGUCCCAGGAAGUAUCCUAACAAGUACAAGCCAAUUCAGGAGAAGGCUGGUAUCAGUAGCUGUUAACUGUAAGACAAUGUUAUUAAUUGUAACGGUCCUGAUUACAUUGUUCCACUUGAAGGGAGUGAUCAAACUGACGAAGAAAAUGCCAUUUUCCAUAAAGUUUCUGAAUUGACUCGGUGUAAAGAUAAGCCGUUGAAAAGAAGCAUUGUACAGCGAGGAAAUUAUUAUGUUCUGUAUAAUUAUGUGAUGGCCGAAAGAAGUGUCAGGUGUUACGAAUCAGUGACGUAUUCAACCCAGGGUGAUUUAAACUUUCUGGACAACCUGGUUCCCUUGGUAGAACGAUGGAAAGGACCUGUAAGCGUUUCAGUGUAUGCACCUGGUACAGACUUCCUUUUGGCACUACGAACUAUUCAGUACUUAAGAGAAUGCACGAGUCCACUCAUCAAGGAAUACCUUGCUUUUAAUCCUCUACUACCUGACGAUAAUAUGCAACAACAGGAAUAUAUUAGGUGUGAGAUGAAACCACCUUACCAAAUAGUCAAUCGCGAUCAACAAUUCAAAACAAAAAACAAUCUACUAUAUCCUAUAAAUGUAGCAAGAAAUACUGCAAGAGUGGCUGCCCAAACCCAUUUUAUCUUGUCAUCAGAUAUAGAGCUCUAUCCUUCGCCAAAUUUCAUACCAAAAUUUUUAGAACUGAUUGCCAAAAGUGAAGAACUUUUACAAGAUUAUAAACCACAGUCACGAAAACUUUGUUGUGCAACCAAUAUCUUAUUCAGAUUCUUGGUAUACUAUGAGGACCAGGUCUUCCUUAAGGAUUUAGUAAUUAAUUGUAGCAACAUUAUGAAAAAGGUGUUUGUACUUCCUCACUUCGAGGUGGAUGAAGACAACGAAGUUCCAAUGGAUAAAACGACCCUUGUCAAAAUGGUAGAGAAUAAAUCAGCAGUUUUCUUCCAUGAACAUCUUUGCAGAAGGUGCCACAUGAUUCCUUAUUACAACCGCUGGCUGCGUACCCCAGAAUCGGACAAGAUCGACGUUUUUGGAAAGACCAAAAGAUUUGGAUUACGAAAAUCGUGGGAGCCCUUUUAUGUUGGAACCAAUGAUGACCCACUAUUCGACGAAAGGCUUUCGUGGGAGGGUCAGAAAAAUAAAAUGACACAGAACUAUAUUCUUUGUAUACUGGAUUACACCUACAUAAUACUGGACAACGCAUUCCUGGUUCACAAACCGGGGAUAAAAAAGGCGAAAGUACAAAUGAACAAAUAUAUGGAAAUUGUUAACGAAACGUCUGUGCUGGUAAAAAAAACCAUUAAACCAGAAAUUGAUUCAAUCUAUGGUACUAGAAAAGGGUGCUAUUUGGGAUGAAUAAUCAAAUAUUUGGUACAAAUUGCAUUGUACAAUUAUAUUUUGCAAACAGAAUCUCC
This is a messenger RNA of Agrilus planipennis (emerald ash borer), 1558 nucleotides long. RefSeq names its product beta-1,4-glucuronyltransferase 1-like. The transcript is spliced from 6 exons. The record is from RefSeq and is a predicted model, not a curated record. NCBI's taxonomy places the organism in Eukaryota, Metazoa, Arthropoda, Insecta, Coleoptera, Buprestidae. Bases 384 to 1499 code for a protein of 371 amino acids.